AUAAAACUAUAGUACCUAAUAAUAUAUGUCUCUGUAAUAUUUGAAGACUUCUAAUUGCAAAUCUAUACCUAAUGGCUGGAAGGUGCGUUCGAGUUGAACCUCCGUUUGUAGAAUUUAAGGAUGUAAAAGUUGGGGAAGUUUACAGGAAAGCAGUCACGGUAACAAAUAUUGGAAAACAGCCGAAGAAGAUUUUUAUUGAGAAGCCCAACUCGAAGCUCUUUAAUUUCAUCCAGUUGAGUCAAUCCGGGUUUGUGCCAUCAGGAUUUUCUGUCAGAGGUGUGCUGGAGUUCACUCCAGAUGCUGAGGAGGAGGUCAGAGAUUCCAUUCGGGUGCAUAUAGCUGAUGAAGAGAUCCUCCAGGUUCCAGUUACAGGUUUUCCCAGGUCUUGCUCUUUCACUAUGGACUCUGUGCUGGACUUUGGCUGCAUUGUCGCCAGGGGUCAGAUGGUCAGCAAACUUCACCCGAUUACCAACGUAGGCUCUGCACCUGGCGUAUUCCAAGUGGAGUACAGUGGUGGAGACGCCUCUCUCAGUUUCUCACCAUCCAGUGGAGUCAUAGCAGCUGGCACCACCCAGUGGCUGAAAGUAGAACUGCAUACAGUCAAACCUGGGCAGAUUGAUGAAAAAGCUCUGGUGAAACUCGAGAAAAGCUCGACUGUAGUUCUGCAUAUCAGGGCUGAGGUGGUGGAGCAGCAUCUGGAGGUUUCUGACCUGCAGGGGUCUCCACUGUCCUUUUUGUGCUUCGGACCCGUCUACUUUGGAACUUCCUGUGUGCAGAAUGUGCUGCUGAGAAACAAUGCUCCCCUGGCAUGCGACUGGGUCUGCCUUCUGCAGGAUAACCCUGCUGGGACUGAGGCAGGAACAGACUUUCUAAAGAGCACACAGUGCACUCUGCUGGAGAGAAUGAAGAACAGCAGCUCGCCAAGCCAUGCUUUGUCUGAGGUCUUGGAAUGUUUUCCUACACAUGGUCGACUGGGUCCAUAUGACAAAACCACCGUGGCAGUACGAUUCAGUCCCAUCUGCAGGAGCAGGAGGAAGUGUGUUACAGCAGCCAGCCGGCAGGACUACUGUCUGUUCCUGCUGUUUGACAUUGUGGACUGCAAACAUGGCUUCACUCAACACACUGCCGACAGCAGUGUGGAGGUGUCAGUGACUGGUUCUGGAGUCCCCGUGGCUUUGCUGCCGUCUCCCUCUACCGCCUUUGAUUUCCCCAGCUGUGCGAUGGGCCAGCAUUCAGGGCUCAUCUGUGUGCUCCAGAACCUCUGCCCUCAACUUCCUGUCAGAUUCCGCUUUCGCAAGUUAGCACACUUCACCGCUGAUCCGACAGAGGGCAGCAUAGCACCUGGGCGGUGUCAGGACAUAAUUUUGACUUUUAUUGGACGGCAGCAGGGCAGCUUCCAAGUCCGUCAGAAAGUAGAUGUCCUGGGUUGGGUUGCAUCUCAGAAAGAUAGCAGCUCCACUAAGCUUAGCUGCUUCCACACAAUCUCCCUGAGCUUAUCAGCUACAUGCUACAGUGUGAUGCCACUCCCCAAACCAAAGCCACUUCCUGCUCUAAAUAGUCUAACAGGGACAGAGCCUCCGAUUACGUUGAGUGAGCUGGCUCGUCGCAGCCUCUUGGCCCGCGCUCCCGCCUCAAAGCUACACAAACAUGGCAAACAGCGAAGCGAGGGCUCCGAUGGAGACGAGUUCCAAGCCUCUAGCAUCAUACCAGCAUCACAACUCAGACAAUACAGGACCAUUUUUACCCGAGCGCCUCUCUAUUACCAUGUGGACACCAGCUAUGCUUUCACUGAGGAGGAGGAACAGCAAAGACAGUGCCAUCGACAGACUUACAUGACCUUUAUCCAGCAACUUAGACAAAAACGGCUUCAGAAGAUCAGAGAGAGGGAACAAGACACACUGAAGGACGGACUUGUUCCCCCUAAGCUUCACAUCAGAGACCUGGAAAGCACCGACCGCUCAGAAGGGAAACUUAAUGACACUACCAAAUGCACAGGGAUUUCAGAAGCAGCAGUUAAAACAGUUCCAUCUACCAGCCAGCAGGUGGCAGACUGCAGCAGGAAGCUGACUCCUUAUGAACUCUACCAAGUUGUAAUAUGUCCUUUAAAGGUGGACUUUGGUUCUGUGUGUCUGGAGUCAGUGUGCGUUCAGGAGCUCCACCUCUUCAACCGUCUGCCGCUGAAUGUCUGGGUUGAGCUAAAGAUGAACUGUCCUGAACUGCAAGGCUCCUCCCUGCUGUCGCAAGUCUUACCUCCUUUCUCCCACAGCAGCUUGCCCCUGACAUUUGAAAGCAGUCAGCUCGGGCCCUUCCACAGGUCCCUAAACUACACUGUAAACCAGCAGCACCCUGGUCAAAUACUAGUCCAAGCUCAGGUUGUCUCCCUGUCUCUGGUGAUGUCCACCAACCUGCUGGUGCUCCCCUCCACCCCGCUGAUGUUCCCAGGAUCAGAGUACAGGAGCACAGUGACCCUUCAUAACCCGUGUAACUGUGCAGCAGAUUUCACCUGGCAGCCCGUGAUCCCAGAAAGCGGCCUGCUGUUAUUCUCUGUCCGACCAGCUACAGGUACAGUGGAGCCACACAUGGAACUAGACUGUGAGGUGGUUUGGCAUCCUUCCUUUGAUUCCCCCUCAGAGGGAGACUUUGACCUUUGCGUCCCUGGGGGAAAAACUCAGCGCCUGCACUGUGUUGCUAAGAUUGGAACCACUACUGUCCAGCUGGUAGAACAACGAAUCCUUUUCCGGUCUGUGCCUCUAAACACAACGUCUAUCAGAACUGCUGUCCUGCACAACUCUGGGUGGAACCACGCCUAUUACCAGGUUGUGGACCCCUCUCCUCUACCUGGCAUGGUUCUGAGUCCAUCUCAAGGUGUAGUGCCCAGCAGAGGUCAGGCCAUACUUUACAUCCAGUUCAACCCAGACUGUGUAUCCAGGUUUGAUACCAAGUUUGAGAUAGCUCUGAGGAACAUGAAGUCCACCCAACUAAGAGUUGGAGGAUCAGUGGAGCCUCCAAAUAUAGAAUUCAGUGUGUCUCAUUUCCAGUUCUGUGGAGUCCAUGUUGGUUCUCAACAAGAGAUUCCGUUCACAUUAACAAACCACUCUGCAGUGACGUCCCGACUCACAUUUGAUCUGUCAGAAUACAAAGACUUCUCAGUCCAAGUCUGUCAGCCAUCUGCUAAAGCAGAAAAAGAGCCUGGAGUCACCGUGGUGCAGGUUAGUGAUGGUCAGACCCAGGAAUGUCUGCUGGUCUUUUCUCCCACCCAGGUGAUCAGCUAUGACUUCUUCCUACCACUAACGGUUAAUGGACUUAAAUGGCCCAGCUCUUUGUCCCCUUCACUUCCUCCAGUCUGGAUACAGGCCACAGCCCUCUUUGCUCCAGUGGAAAUGUCCCCUCCUACCCUGCAGUUUGUUGUCCAAUCACAGUCUAAUAUAUUAUCUCAGACUGUUGAGCUGACAGCUGAGCAGGAACAGAGCGUCUGUUGGCGAGCUAUCACAGGAGAAGGUGUAAACUGGUGGUUUGAUCUCAGUGCCACGGAUGCAGCAGCUAAUAAGCUGUGUGUGGUGACUCCAUCAUCUGGCUUUCUAAGGCCGGGCCAGUCCGUAUGUGUUGGGGUUUCCAUCGACCCCGAGGCCAUCAGAAUGGGAGAAAAAGGGACCGUACUAUAUUUUCCUCUGUAUCUGGGAGAGAAGGAGACUGAAGGAAGACAAAGAAACAAAGCACCCCAGCCUUACAGGAAGCUGUCAGUCAUCAUCAGGCUUCCGCGUAUCACCUUCCACCCCUGUCAGAUCCUCCUCACCCCUGUUCCUCUGAGAACAAGAAUAGAAACCACACUCACCCUGCAAACUACUGGUUAUCCAUGUGGAACAGCCAUAUCGGCAAGAGUUGAUGAGAUAGAAAUGGAGGAUGGAACUAAGAUCCAACUGGUUUCUGUUGCCUUUCCUGAUGGAAACGUUAUUCCUGCCCAGGAUUGCAACCAGAAAGCUGAUGUCACCUCUCUGCUAUGUAAAGUGGCAUUCUGCUCUGCUGUCCCUGUGUCGCUCUGCACAACCAUUACCUUCAGUGACCACAUGGACAACAGAUUCAAGAUCGAGUUGUGUGCUGUCGCUGAUAACUGCCUGCUGACAGUCUGGCCCUACAUGGCGCUAAAUCGCUCUGAUCCGCAGAUAGUUCUGAAGACAGGGGCCACAGCUGUGGAGGCGGUUCUUAAAAGCGUCCACACAUCAAGCUCUGCAUCUGGCCUGAUUACAUCAUCAACCUUCUCAUUGUUUGAUCCCAACAGCUCAACAUGUAGCACAGACUCCGUCUCGUAUAGCACCAGUUUGAGUGAACAGGCCAGCAGAAAUACAAACAUCACUCCUACAAGAGACGCUCCAAGCAGGCUUAGCUUGCCAAAAUUCCCUGAUUCCAACUCAGAGGAAGGUCUGUAUUACGAGCACGUAUUACUGGCUACAGAGAGGUGGUUCAGCCUCUUUGGAUGGCCCGGUGGACCUCACCCCAUGUCCAUACCGCACACACUACGAAGGGUGUCGGUAAAAACAAACCCCUCCAUUGGACGGCGAGGCAGUGUUAGCCGAAAUAAAGACACAAGGUCCGUUGUGGACAUGCUUCAUCAUCUGACUGGCAGACGGAUCCCUGGUAUCCCUCAAUGCCAAACAUUUUCUGAUGAUAUACACCAGCGCACGACUCAGCUGCUACAACAACAUCGAGCUAUACUCGCCUUUCUCAGGGUGCAGGGAGCCUUUCUUUGUCACAUCAGACCGGAGUAUUUGCUUGAUACCCUGGAGUUUAAGCACUGGUGCUCCUUGCAGGCAAAAGAUACAGAGAAUGGCCUGGACUGUAAUUUUGUAGAUUACGAGUGUCUGAGCAAACAGUCAUGGACUGAUGUGCUUCUGCAGAUUUAUAAGGUUCUGGUGUUGAGAUGUGUGCCAGAAGAAGGACUGAAUACGCCUCUGAACCCCAGAGAGAGCAAUGAAUUCCUUCUGGAUGGCUCACAGCCUCUGGUUAGUACCGUCUACUCACCACAGGAGCUCCACCUACUGUCAUGGCUUAACAGGAACUAUCAGAGGAUGAGGAAGACAGUGUGGGAAAGAGAUGGAGUCCCAGUAUCACGCUGGAUAGUUAACUUUGAUUUGGACUUCACAGAUGGACUAGUGCUUGCUGCUCUAAUGGCUGCUCACUGCCCUUAUCUGAUAAGCAGCCACUUCAGGAGGAUGUACACCUCGCCUAGCAGCCUGCAGCAGAUCCUUCACAACAACAUUAUUGUGGUUCAAGCUUUAACUGUGCUUGGUCUCAACAUCGGCAUAAAGCCUACAGACCUGUGUGAUGCCAACCCAGUGCAGAUCCUGCUUCUGUGUGUUCACCUGUAUGAGACCCUUUCUCACUACCUGCCAUCAGAGACCCUCACUCUGACGGGAGCACUGCAUGGAUCAUUCAGCAAGCAGCUGCACCUGAGAAACCCGUCCUCCAGGUCUCUAAGAUACAAGGUCCUGCUUUUAGGAAAAGACGCUCCUUUCUUCUCUGUUCCUGGUGGAUCGAUGGUCACUAUUCCAACAAAGUCAAGCAUUGAACUAACUGUCCAGGUCAGCUGCAGCUUCCUGCACCCAAUGGAAGCAGUUCUCCUGCUCGUCCCCAGCUCUAGUGCUGGCUUUCACUGCUCAGCUCUCGCUUUCAAUCUUAAGACACGUGUCAGUCAAAUCAAGCCAACACAUGUGGUUCACUGCUCUUCCCCAUGUUAUCAACUGAAAACGAUAGAAGUGCCAGUAACAAACACGUUUAACAAAGAAGCUCAUUUCAGGGUGGUCCUCGUGGAGACUGCCUUCAACCCACUCGAUCCUAAAAAGAGAGAAGACCUGCUCGCUCAACUAGAUGUUUCUGCCAACAGGAAGAGUAUGAUUUCUGAAAUGAUUGAUGGAGAGGAGACAGAAGAUGGUGAAGCCAGUGAGUUCCUGAGUACAGAGAAGAGUGUUUUUCUGCAGCCAGACCAGCGACAUACUCUGAGCAUCCUCUACCUGCCCUUCUAUACAGGAACCAAAUACUGCUCUGUGCUGCUGCUUAGUCCUCAGGUUGGAGAUAUGAUGUUUGUAGUGAAGGCAACAUCAGAAAUACUGCUUCCUUCCCCUCUUCCUGCAAGUUCAACUCCUGGGCGCUCUGAUGGGUGCGCCUUACGCCUUAAGUGUAAGGUCGGAGAAGUGUGUGAGGCGGUGCUCCAGGUGCCCUUGGUUAACGUGUUUUUGGAGGAAGCUUUAGCUGCCUGGGCUCAGCGCUGCAUGAGCACAAGCGAGCACAGGAGGCGGCUUCUGAUGCGCUCUUUACACAGCAGCACAGUGAGGGCAGCCACAGCCACACAGAAGCUCCUCCAACAGUCGCUCAUGAGAAGCGUUAAUUACAACGAAGUGAUCAAAUACGAGGUGGACGUUUCUAUGCCGCAGUACUUCAGCCUUCCCCAGACUGUUAGCAUACCUAUUAAAGAAGAUGCACGUGUACCAUGGGAAACUUCAGCAGACUGUGGCUGUGUGGACGUCCCACUGCGCUUCCAGGCACACUCAGUGGGGCGGUUUGCCUGCAGAGUGCUGCUAACAUCCUGUUUUGACAUCAGAGUGUACCAGCUGGAGGCGAUCGUCACUCAGCAAGAUGAACCACUCCAUGGGAUUACACAUCCCCAGCUCUCCGAACAGUGAAACAUCAAAAAUCAGAAAGGAAAUGAAAUUAAAAUGCUAAAUAAAUUCUAGUGUUUAUGACACUGCUUAUGCCUGAUUUAUUGUUCUAAAUCCAUAUUAGUCAAAUUAGUAGAUAUUUUCUCUGCAGCUUUAUUGAUAAAAGUGUAAAAGUAUUCAAACCUCCAUUUUUUUUUUAUUAUUGUCUUAUCUGUAGAAAUUUUUAAUAAAUAUGUAUUAUUUUCCUUUCACCUUAUAAUUAUUCUUUAUGUUGUCAGUCACAUAAAACAUAAAAAGUUUGCUUUUGUAAUGAGACAAAAUGUAGAUACAUUCAAGGUGUUUGAGCUUCUGUGCAAGUACUUGAUGCUAGAUUGCUGUAAAUAAGUUUAACAUAGGAACGAUGUUAUUAUGU
Cyprinodon variegatus (sheepshead minnow) is the source of this 7062-nucleotide messenger RNA. It is a transcript of the gene cfap47, whose product is annotated as cilia and flagella associated protein 47. The transcript is spliced from 50 exons. Gene Ontology annotation, molecular function: protein binding. The record is from RefSeq and is a predicted model, not a curated record. NCBI's taxonomy places the organism in Eukaryota, Metazoa, Chordata, Actinopteri, Cyprinodontiformes, Cyprinodontidae. The coding region runs from base 72 to 6674 and encodes 2200 amino acids.